AUGCAAGGAGGAAGCACCACAGAAGUCAGGUCUGGGCAGUCAGGAGCCAGGAGAGAAGCUGUAAUGACUUCAGCAGUACUGGUGGACCUACGAGAUGAGGUAACCUGCCCCAUCUGCCUGGAGCUCCUGACAGAACCCCUGAGCAUAGACUGUGGCCACAGCUUCUGCCAAGCCUGCAUCACAGAGAACAGCGAGGAGUCAGUGAUUGGCCAAGAAGGGGAAAGCAGCUGUCCUGUGUGCCAGACCAGCUACCAGCCUGAGAAUCUGCGGCCUAAUCGGCAUCUGGCCAACAUAGUAGAGAGGCUCAGAGAGGUGGUGUUGGGCCCAGGGAAGCAGCUGAAUGUGAUUCUCUGUGCACACCAUGGAGAGAAACUCCAGCUCUUCUGUAAAGAGGAUGGGAAGCUCAUUUGCUGGCUCUGCGAACGGUCUCAGGAGCACCGUGGUCACCACACGUUCCUCAUGGAGGAGGUUGCCCAGGAGUACCAGGUGGGGGAUGUGAGUGAUGUCACAAAAAGGAGUGAGUUCUGGACCCUGAAGAAACCAGAAUCUCUCCCCACCAAGCUGAAAAGUAGGUUUCGUGCCCCAGAUCUGAAAAAGAUGCUGCGAGUAUUCAGAGAGCUGACAGAUGUACAGAGCUACUGGGUGGACGUGACUCUGAAUCCACACACAGCUAAUUUAAAUCUUGUCCUGUCUAAAAACCGGAGACAGGUGAGAUUUGUGGGUGCUGGGCUGUCUGGUCCUUCCUGUCUGGAAGAGCAUUAUGACUGUAGUGUUCUGGGCUCCCAGCACUUCUCCUCAGGAAAACAUUACUGGGAGGUUGACGUGGCCAAGAAGACUGCCUGGAUCCUGGGUGUAUGCAGCAAUUCAGUGGGACCUCCAUUUUCAUUCAGCCAGCAUGCCAACAGUCACUAUGUUUCCUCCAGAUAUCAGCCUCAGAGUGGAUACUGGGUGAUUGGGUUACAGCACAAACAUGAGUACAGAGCCUAUGAGGACUGCUCCACCUCCCUGCUCCUCUCUAUGACAGUGCCCCCUCGCCGUGUCGGGGUUUUCAUAGACUAUGAGGCUGGCACCGUCUCCUUUUACAAUGUCACAAACCAUGGCUUCCCCAUCUACACUUUUUCUAAAUAUUACUUUCCCACGUCCCUUUGUCCAUAUUUUAAUACUUGCAACUGUGUAGUUCCAAUGACCCUGCGUCGCCCGAGCCCUUGAACAUUCUGCUGUCCCUGCCCAUUUCUGAACAGCACCCUCCACCCUGAGGCUGUUCACACAUGAUACUCUUUUCUGAUUUUCUGUAUUCUGUGUUUUUAUUCCUGUCCUUUUAAACAUUUACUCACUACUAGGAUGCACCCCAUGGUGAUAGUGAACAUCCUUGAAUAAUUACAGAUCUUGAGGUGCAUAGAAGGAGCGUUCAACAUUUUACCAUUAGACAUGGUAUUCGAUGGGGAUGUUUUAGUUGAUUCACAAGAUGAGAUUUAAGGGAUUCUCUUUUAAUAAUUUGGUAUGAGUUGUUGCACUGAAUGAAAAAAAAGGAAUUCAACAGAUAUUCUGUAAUUAUUGGGAUGAUCAUGUGUCAUUUUUAUUCUGUUACUGUGGCCACGUGCAUUGAUUUAUUUCAAUUACUAAAUCUACCACAAAUUUCUGAAAUAAACCAUUAUUAUUAUAGGCAA
Messenger RNA from Galeopterus variegatus (Sunda flying lemur), 1667 nucleotides. RefSeq names its product tripartite motif containing 6 (gene TRIM6). The transcript has 5 exons. NCBI's taxonomy places the organism in Eukaryota, Metazoa, Chordata, Mammalia, Dermoptera, Cynocephalidae. Gene Ontology annotation, molecular function: zinc ion binding; protein binding. Bases 1 to 1209 code for a protein of 402 amino acids. The record is from RefSeq and is a predicted model, not a curated record.